AUGGAGGAAGAAGGAGAAGAUGUUGUAGAAGAUGGAAUUUGGACAAAACGUAGUGUACCAAGAACAGAUGUUCCAUUCACUAAAAGUUAUGGUCCAAAUAUUCCGGUAAAUGCAAAAACACCAUCGGACAUAUUUAGUUGCUUAUUUCCCCACAGCCUUGUUGAAAAAAUAGUUGAGCAAACAAAUUUAUAUGCUCAACAAAAGAAUAGUAAACAGGAACCAGUAAAUAAAAGUGAAAUACUCAUAUUUUUGGGAAUCAACAUUCUGAUGGGUGUCAAAAAAUUACCGUCAUAUCGGGAUUACUGGGCAUCUAAUCCUCAAUUGCAUGAUGAAUACAUAGCUUCUUUGAUGACAGUGAAUCGGUUCGGUUUCCUUCUUAGUCACUUACACGUAAGUGAUAACAGUAAAGAACCAAAAAAAGGAGAUCCGAAGUAUGAUAAAUUAUAUAAGUUGAGACCUGUAAUUGAGGCACUAAGCGAGACGUUCAAAACCUGUUGGAAACCGGGAAAAUAUCAAUCAAUUGAUGAGUCCAUGAUAAAAUUCAAAGGACGAAAUAGUAUGAAACAAUACAUGCCUGACAAACCAAUAAAACGUGGUUAUAAGUCUUGGACAAGAGCAGAUGAAUCUGGCUUCGUAUGCGAAUUCCAAAUAUAUACUGGAAAAACAGAGUCAACAGAGAAACAAUUAGGAGCUCGAGUAAUAAAGGAUCUAACGCGCGAACUCGUUGGUGGAAACCACCAUGUCUAUUUUGACAAUUUUUUUACGGGGGUAGAUCUUUUAGUUAGUUUAAAAAAAGAUAAUAUUUUCGCAUGUGGUACCGUUAGAUCAAAUCGAUCAAAAUUGACGAAAAGCCAGAAGCCGGAUAAAAGUUUUAAAAUAGGAGAUUAUGAAUCUAGAACAUCAACCACAGGCCUGCAGUGGAUCAAAUGGAUGGAUAAAAAGCCGUUAUACUUUUUAUCCAAUUAUCAUGAUCCUUCUGAAACCACUGUAGUCAAUUGUCGGCAAAAGAAUGGAUCGUUGCUACCCAUCAAUUGUCCAGUUGUAUGUGCUGAUUACAACAAGCACAUGGGAUAUGUUGAUCAUGCUGACAGAUUGAUAGCAACAUAUAAAAUUGAUCGAAAGUCCAAAAGAUGGUGGUUGAGAUUAUUUUGGCACUUUGUAGACCUGGCGGUAGUGAAUUCUUUCGUCAUAUACAAAGAACAGAAUAUUCAACCACCUCUGACAUUGAAAGAAUUUCGACUUCAACUGGUAUUAGAAUUAGUUGAUCAAAAACUGCGAAAACCAAAAGGUCAAAAACGGAAAAAUAAAGCCGUAAGUCAGCACAAGCCAAAAGUGUCUCUCACAAAAAGGCGGUCAGAGUCAUCUAACAUGCCUGUGCACCUAGACACAUUUAGACGCUGUGCACUUUGCAGCACGCGAGAAAAGGUAAAAAGAACGGCUUGGUGUUGCACACAAUGCAAUGUUCCUCUCUGUUUGUCCUCAGAAAAAAUACUUUUCAGAUUAUCAUAA
This is a messenger RNA of Leptopilina heterotoma, 1509 nucleotides long. Its product is annotated as piggyBac transposable element-derived protein 4-like. The transcript has a single exon. The record is from RefSeq and is a predicted model, not a curated record. NCBI's taxonomy places the organism in Eukaryota, Metazoa, Arthropoda, Insecta, Hymenoptera, Figitidae. Bases 1 to 1509 code for a protein of 502 amino acids.